UGAAGAAAUUAAGCCCGGAAUAGGAUGAUCACAACGCCAUCUCGCUACUGGAUGCUCUACCGCAGCAAACACCCUUUCAAACAGUCCAGCACUCCACCGCUGCGCUGCAACUACUCCGUCCUCCACGAAUGGCGAAACGGCCCAAUCAACGAAAACCGCAGCUGGGGUCCUGCCGGCCCUCAGCCGUCUGAACUGCGAACGCCGACGUCAUUCGGAGAUGAUUCCACCGCCUCAUUCUCCUCCCUCGCCGAUUACGCUGCUCUUAUCCUGUCCACUCCCGAUCCGCUCCUCAAGUCCCGUCUUUCGCACCUCGCUUUCUCCCGCUGGAGCAGCUACUGCCUUCCCGUAGGCGUCGUUUUCCCUCCCGAUCGUCCCGCCCGCCCGGCGAGGCCUAUUCUGGUGCCUCCCAGGGAAAUACAAACACAUAAGAGUUCCGGCCUGCCACUCAAUGCUUACUUGCUCCAUAACCUAGCGCAUGUGGAGCUUAAUGCCAUAGACUUGGCAUGGGAUACGGUGGCUCGUUUUUCCCCACUUCAUGAUCUGCUUGGAGAUGAGUUCUUCUCUGAUUUUGCUCGUGUUGCAGAUGAUGAAAGCCGGCACUUUGCAUGGUGUUCACAAAGGUUAACGGAGCUUGGCUUCAGCUAUGGCGACAUGCCUGCUCAUAAUUUUCUUUGGAGAGAGUGCAAUAAAUCCUCUGGAGAUGUUGCUGCACGAUUGGCAAUUAUACCACUGGUUCAGGAAGCUAGAGGCCUGGAUGCUGGGCCUAGAUUGGUUCAGAAGCUGAUUGGAUUUGGAGAUCAUAAGACAUCAAAUAUUGUAGCAAUGAUUGCUGAGGAAGAAGUUGCUCACGUCGCAGUUGGCGUGUUUUGGUUCACUCAGCUCUGUCAAAAGAUGGGCAGAACUCCAUGCGAUACUUUUAAAGAUUUGUUGAAGUGUUAUAGUGUGGAGUUGAAAGGCCCUUUCAACUAUGCAGCUCGUGAUAAAGCUGGGAUACCACGUGAUUGGUAUGAUGAUGAUUCAUUAAUUCAAGAUGCGACCAGGAAAAGACUUUCAGAGGUUCAUGAUAGGCUUGCAACCAUUAUUUCUAUGGAGCAAGAGAGCUCAAAACUUGGAUAGACAUUGCUUUGGGUGAUCUAUUAGAUCAAUGAAGAGCAUGAUCAUCUUAUGGAUUAGCAGGAGAUUUUAUUCUUAUUAUUGUUUUUAGAUUAAAUCUCAUUUACAUGCAAAUCAUAUUUUAAAAUUAUAAAAAUAUUUUAUUUUCUAUGAGUUUGUAUGAAGUAUAAUAUUGCAAGUAUAUAGCCAUAAAUAAUAAUGCGACUUAUAAAUUUGUUGUCUAA
Dendrobium catenatum is the source of this 1337-nucleotide messenger RNA. RefSeq lists its product as uncharacterized. The transcript is spliced from 7 exons. Bases 25 to 1116 code for a protein of 363 amino acids. NCBI's taxonomy places the organism in Eukaryota, Viridiplantae, Streptophyta, Magnoliopsida, Asparagales, Orchidaceae. The record is from RefSeq and is a predicted model, not a curated record.